AGCGCGCGCGGCCCGCAGCGCGGCUGGGGCGCGCUCCCGCCCGGGAUCGCCUCACGGCCGCGCUGGCGGCGGCUCCGGCCGGGCGGGCUCUGGAGCUUGUGUCUCUCUCAGCGCGCCCCUCUCCCGCGGCGCAGCUGCUGGAGGGAGCGGGGAUGAGGAAGGCUGCCCGGUGUGGGCGCACGCGAUGGCUGCUGCCCGCGUCUCCUCAGCAAAGCUGCGGAGCACACCCGGCCGGGCGUCGCGGUGAAAGGGCGCGCUGAGGCGCUCGGGGGCUGGGGGCGAGGGAGGUUAAAACGCGUGUUUUAACUAAAAAAAAAAAAAAAAAAAUUAAAAAAAAAUCCCUCCGGGGCGUAGUAAGGAGUGUCAGUGCUGUCGGCGGUAGGAAGUGACGGGCUGUGCCGCUGGCUCCGCCUGCCGUCAGCGAGGCGGGAGCGCGGGGCCGCGCUGCCCGUGCGGGGGAAGCCGCUUAGGGAGCCCUGGCGGGGCCCGAGCAGGUGCGCACGGCAAUGCAGGUCCCAAUCUUUACGGUUGAUGCAUUUACAAACCGGCCGUUUUCUGGAAAUCCUGCGGCUGUUUGUCUGCUUGAGAAUGACCUGGAUGAAGAUUUGCACCAAAAAAUUGCAGCAGAAAUGAACCUUUCAGAAACAGCUUUCAUCAGAAAACUGAAACCUGGAGACGACUUUACCAAAAGCUCCUGCUUUGGGCUCAGAUGGUUCACCCCAGCCAGUGAAGUUCCUCUCUGUGGUCAUGCUACCCUUGCAUCAGCUGCUGUGUUAUUCCACGUACAAAAAAAUACAAACUCAGUUCUCACGUUUGUGACACUGAGUGGGGAAUUAAAGGCCAGACAAGUGAAAGAUCAUAUUGUCCUGGACUUGCCACUUUAUACAGCCUACCCCCAGGAGCUUAAGGAAGUAGAAGAAUUGAUAAAGGCAGCGGUUGGUGACAUGAUUGUUCAAGAUGUUCGUUAUUCUCCCGACACAAAGAAACUCUUGGUCCGCCUCAGUGAUACUUAUGAUAGGUCUGUGUUGGAAAACUUGAAAGUGGGUGCACAACGCUUUUUGUCAGCUGACAAGACAGGAAAACUGAAAGGACUCAUACUCACUGUUAAGGGAGAUUCCAGUGGAAAAGGCCAUGAUUUUUACUCCAGAUAUUUUGCGCCUUGGGUUGGAGUUCUGGAAGACCCUGUUACAGGAUCUGCUCAUGCUGUUUUAAGCAGCUACUGGUCAGAGCAGCUGGGGAAGAAGGAAAUGCUUGCUUUCCAGUGUUCCCGCCGUGGAGGAGAGCUGAAGAUUUCCGUGCGCAGUGACGGAAGAGUUGACAUUGCGGGGCAAACUGCUGUUGUACUAAAAGGAAACCUGGCUUUGUGAAGGAACUGGCACUAAUCUCCCUCUUCCCUCACUAAUUACUCAUUUUUGUGUUGCUCUCUUUAUGCUCUCUCAGCUCUAGGCAGUGAAUUACUACUGCUCUCAAAAGUCUUUGAUUGCUCAUUGGCCAUUUUUAAAAAUUGCUUCAAAGUACUCACUUCUGAUCUUCAAGAUCCUUGGUAUUCUUCACUUCCAUCUUGCCACAUCCUAUGCACACUGACCAAUGAAAAUGUUUGUCUACAGCUGUCUUGGUUUUGUGCUUUGAAAUAAUAAUUCUCUUUAUUUCCAAAUUCCGUCUUAAAAUCCCUUACUGCUUCAUGGAUUAACUGUAAGCAUCUGUUUGAUAAUCAAACUUUUCCCAUGUAGAUAAUUUUUCAUGAAAUUUGAAUUAAUUAAAAAUAUAUUUUCUUGGGUAUAUAUUGAAAUGGUAGCCAUGUUCACUAACUUACUUGAAUUAAAAUAUGAAAACAUAGAAAUUAUUUAGAAA
Messenger RNA from Passer montanus (Eurasian tree sparrow), 1851 nucleotides. RefSeq names its product phenazine biosynthesis like protein domain containing (gene PBLD). Gene Ontology annotation, molecular function: isomerase activity. Bases 507 to 1367 code for a protein of 286 amino acids. Gene Ontology annotation, biological process: biosynthetic process. The transcript is spliced from 9 exons. The record is from RefSeq and is a predicted model, not a curated record. Lineage: Eukaryota; Metazoa; Chordata; Aves; Passeriformes; Passeridae. Gene Ontology annotation, cellular component: cytoplasm.